Staurois parvus is the source of this 342-nucleotide messenger RNA. The record is from the annotation of a GenBank genome assembly. NCBI's taxonomy places the organism in Eukaryota, Metazoa, Chordata, Amphibia, Anura, Ranidae.
CAGAUAUAGUGAAUGCAGGGUCCGGGGAGACCAGAUAUAGUGAAUGCAGGGUCCGGGGAGACCAGAUAUAGUGAAUGCAGAGUCCGGGGAGACCAGAUAUAGUGAAUGCAGGGUCCUGGGGAGACCAGAUAUAGUGAAUGCAGGGUCCGGGGAGACCAGAUAUAGUGAAUGCAGGGGUCCAGGGAGACCAGAUAUAGUGAAUGCGGGGUCCGGGGAGACCAGAUAUAGUGAAUGCAGAGUCCGGGGAGACCAGAUAUAGCGAAUGCAGGGUCCGGGGAGAGCAGAUAUAGUGAAUGCAGGGUCUGGGGAGACCAGAUAUAGCGAAUGCAGGGUCCGGGGAGA